Molecule: messenger RNA, 411 nt
Organism: Eremothecium cymbalariae DBVPG#7215
Lineage: Eukaryota; Fungi; Ascomycota; Saccharomycetes; Saccharomycetales; Saccharomycetaceae
Gene: OST2
Product: dolichyl-diphosphooligosaccharide-protein glycotransferase
Exons: 1
Coding region: 1-411 (136 amino acids)
Biological process (GO): protein N-linked glycosylation
Cellular component (GO): membrane; oligosaccharyltransferase complex
Source: RefSeq, a predicted model, not a curated record
AUGGUUCGCGGAUUGAAGAAGAAGUUGAAUACGGCCCCAGCAGGAGGAUCCGUUGUAGGAUACAGCAGUGGGGUGUUUAAACAGUUUCAAGAGUCGUUGAUGACUUCGUGGAAGGCAUAUAAUAAUGAUAUCCAGUCGGACACGAGAUUACGUGUGAUUGAUACUUUUUGUCUUGGGCUCGUGGUUAUGGGUAUGGUGCAGAUGGCUUUUAUGCUUGUGUUGAGAGACACAUUUCCCUUCAAUGCGUUCUUAGCUGGGUUUAUUAGUUGUGUGGGGCAGUUUGUGCUGUUGAUUUCUUUACGAUUGCAAACAGCUACGCCAUUUAAAGGAAUAUCUAGACAGAGAGCUCUUGGCGAGUUCAUUUUUGCUAGUCUGGUGUUACACUUUAUCUGUAUACAUUUUAUCAAUUGA